Messenger RNA from Gigantopelta aegis, 955 nucleotides. RefSeq lists its product as uncharacterized. NCBI's taxonomy places the organism in Eukaryota, Metazoa, Mollusca, Gastropoda, Neomphalida, Peltospiridae. The coding region runs from base 98 to 514 and encodes 138 amino acids. The record is from RefSeq and is a predicted model, not a curated record. Gene Ontology annotation, biological process: sleep; regulation of synaptic transmission, cholinergic; positive regulation of voltage-gated potassium channel activity. The transcript has 3 exons.
GCGUCCCUUCUUAUCUCAAGGUCGCGAAGGACAGCAUUCGUCUUUGAGAACACAACUUGCAAGUGAAAAGAAACGAUUUGGUGUUAAAAUAUCCACAAUGCAGGCGUCAUAUUUUUUACUCCCUUUUCAGAUAUUGUUAUUGGUGUUCGUCGAGAAAGCUUAUGGCCUAGACUGUUACCAGUGUAAUUCGCACAUGGAACAAGCGUGUGGUGGUGAUGUCAUACAGUUCAAGAGUGAAUAUCUGAAACCGUGUUCUGCUAAUGCCACGGCAUGCAGAAAGAUUAAACAACAACUUUACUACUCGGAAGACUACCAUGAUAGAAUAAUACGCCAGUGCGCAUAUGUCAACGACCCACCAAUGAGUUGCGUCGACAGAACCGGCACAUUCCGAUUCAAAACAUCGUACUGCCAUUGUAAUGGUGAAGGCUGCAACACUGGCCAUUCUGUUGUCUCUUCAUUUUCAGUUCUGUCCGUUUUUACUGGUCUUUCUUACAUAUUGAUCAAAUGGUUAUAAAACGAAAUUAAAAUUAAAAGUAGUAUUCCUAAACGCAACACCUGAUACACUUCUGGAAACUGAAAGUGUUAGUUUCAUUAAGAGAUUUCUUUAUGGUAAAAUAUUGUAGCUCAUAUGGCCUUUUUUUUAUAAGAUAACAGAUGAGCUGUCAUUUAUGUUUUUAAUGUUAGUAUCAGAUCAUGAAGUUGUCACAAAUUAUCCCAGGGUGUUACUCAAAGCACUGUCUUAUUGUGCAUUGUCUUUAGGACUGUUGUUGGCCUACUUUAGUCACAUAGGUAUGCUGAUGUGACAAAGAAACGUAACAUCAUUUUCGAAUUUUAAGUGAUGACUUUGUGUCACCUGCCACAUAAUUGAACAUCAUUAUUUUAUUUUUAUUUUAACAAAUAUUUUUGGUGUCUGCAGUGUCAAACAAUCGGUUACGUAGGUGAAAAAUCAUGUAAA